UUUGGAUUGUGGGGGUAAUAUAACACCAAGUUUGGAUUGUGGGGGUGAUGUAACACCAAGUUUGGAUUGUGGGGGUGAUGUAACACCAAGUUUGGAUUGUGGGGGUAAUUAUGUAACACCAAGUUUGGAUUGUGGGGGUGAUGUAACACCAAGUUUGGAUUGUGGGGGUGAUGUAACACAAAGUUUGGAUUGUGGGGGUAAUGUAACACCAAGUUUGGAUUGUGGGGGUGAUGUAACACAAAGUUUGGAUUGUGGGGGUAAUGUAAAACCAAGUUUGGAUUGUGGGGGUAAUGUAACACAAAGUUUGGAUUGUGGGGGUGAUGUAACACCAAGUUUGGAUUGUGGGGGUGAUGUAACACCAAGUUUGGAUUGUGGGAGUGAUGUAACACCAAGUUUGGAUUGUGGGGGUAAUUAUGUAACACCAAGUUUGGAUUGUGGGGGUGAUGUAACACCAAGUUUGGAUUGUGGGGGUGAUGUAACACAAAGUUUGGAUUGUGGGGGUACUGUAACACCAAGUUUGGAUUGUGGGGGUGAUGUAACACAAAGUUUGGAUUGUGGGGGUAAUGUAAAACCAAGUUUGGAUUGUGGGGGUAAUGUAACACAAAGUUUGGAUUGUGGGGGUGAUGUAACACCAAGUUUGGAUUGUGGGGGUAAUGUAACACCAAGUUUGGAUUGUGGGGGUAAUGUAACACCAAGUUUGGAUUGUGGAGGUGAUUUAACACCAAGUUUGGAUUGUGGCAGUAAUAUAACACAAAGUUUGGAUUGUGGGGGUAAUGUAAAACUAAGUUUGGAUUGUGGGGGUAAUGUAACACAAAGUUUGGAUUGUGGGGGUGAUGUAACACCAAGUUUGGAUUGUGGGGGUAAUGUAACACCAAGUUUGGAUUGUGGGGGUAAUGUAACACCAAGUUUGGAUUGUGGGGGUGAUGUAACACCAAGUUUGGAUUGUGGGAGUAAUGUAACACAAAGUUUGGAUUGUGGGG
This is a messenger RNA of Pecten maximus, 980 nucleotides long. RefSeq names its product keratin-associated protein 5-4-like. The transcript has a single exon. The annotation marks the transcript as partial. NCBI's taxonomy places the organism in Eukaryota, Metazoa, Mollusca, Bivalvia, Pectinida, Pectinidae. The record is from RefSeq and is a predicted model, not a curated record.